CCGAGCGCCUCUUGGCGGUGUGGACACAGCGGAGACCGAGCCUCGGAACUCUGCCCUCCUCCUCCCCGCUUUGGCGAGGGGCCAGCUUCUCUCUUCUCCUGGGAGUGGAGCCUGAGCCUGAGGCCCACCGCGGGAGGGGGUGGCCUCCGGAGCAGGGACUGGGACGUGCGGGCCCAGGAGGCAGUGGCUGUGGAGGAGGACGGAGGGGCCACGCACGUCUGGAAGGUGGGAGCUGCCAGCUGGUGAGGGCGGAGCCACCCGCACCCUGAGCUGCAUGGGCCCCAGGGCCGCGGUUGACGCUCCCCCGUCCGUGUCCCGGGCCCAGCCGACGAUGCUGCUGUGGCUUCUCGCCUUGUCCGCUCUGGGUGUUGGGGCCUGGGGUGACUUCUGGCGUAAAACGCCAUCCAAACGCGUGUCGGAGAGGCUCCCGUCCCCAGCUGGCAGCGGCUCCCCGCUCACCGACGUCCCCGCCGUGGUCUCUCGCAAGGAGUGGGGGGCAGGAGCUGCGGGCUGCAGCGUCCGGCUGCCCACGCCCGUGGACUUCCUCAUCACGCACCACGUGCCCGGACUGGGGUGCCACAGCCAGGCCGUCUGCAGUCAGCAGCUGCGGGCGCUGCAGGCCCAUCACGUGCUCCACAACUCUCCCUGCCCUGCCCGCAGCUUCCUGGUUGGGGACGAUGGCCGGGUGUACGAGGGUGUUGGCUGGAACGUCCAAGGCACGCACACCCCGGGCUACAGCAACGCCUCCCUGGGCCUCGCCUUCUUCGGCAGUGAGAACGGCAGCAGCCCCAGCCCUGCCGCCUUGUCGGCUGCGAAGGACCUGAUCGCCUACGCCGUCCAGAAGGGUGACCUGUCGCCCAGUUAUAUUCAGCCACUUCUCUUGAAAGCAGAGGUGUGCCUGGCCCCUCGGCAGCGGGCGAUGCCCAGUAAAGACUGCCCCGUCAUCGUCCCGCGGGCGGCUUGGGGAGCCAGAGAGACACACUGCUCGAAAAUGGACCUCCCGGCCAAGUACGUCGUCAUCAUCCACACCGCCGGCGCCUCCUGCAACACGUCCGCGGAUUGCCGGCUUCGCGUCCGGGACACGCAGGCCUACCACAUGGACAGGCUGGACUUCUGCGACAUCGGCUAUCACUUCCUGGUGGGCCAGGACGGCGGCGUGUACGAAGGCGUCGGCUGGCGCUUCCAGGGCUCCCACACGUUUGGGUACAACGACAUCGGCCUGGGGGUGGCCUUCAUGGGCGACUUCGGGGAAAAGCCACCCAACACCGCGGCACUGGGGGCUGCCCAGGCCCUGAUCCAGUGUGGGCUGGACGAGGGCUACCUGGCCCCCAGCUACCUGCUGGUGGGACACAGUGACGUCAGCAACGUUCUGUCUCCUGGGAAGGCUUUGUACAAUAUCAUCAGCACCUGGCCUCACUUCAAGCAGCGAGGGACCUCGCAACCCUGAGACUGCGGCCCCCCCGCCCCCCACGCCCCACGGCUGCCGGGCACCCCGUCCUCGCUGCCACUCCGGCUGGACACCACGUCCCCUACCGGCCAGCCCUGUCCAGUCCAGCGGCCCCCAGUCCCCAUAGCUGGGCGGCUCAGCCUCCCCCUCUCAACAGCCUCUCCCCUGGCGCCCGCCUCCUCAGCCCGGUGACAAAA
Pteropus alecto (black flying fox) is the source of this 1644-nucleotide messenger RNA. RefSeq names its product peptidoglycan recognition protein 4 (gene PGLYRP4). The record is from RefSeq and is a predicted model, not a curated record. NCBI's taxonomy places the organism in Eukaryota, Metazoa, Chordata, Mammalia, Chiroptera, Pteropodidae. Gene Ontology annotation, molecular function: N-acetylmuramoyl-L-alanine amidase activity; zinc ion binding. Gene Ontology annotation, biological process: peptidoglycan catabolic process. The transcript is spliced from 9 exons. The coding region runs from base 275 to 1447 and encodes 390 amino acids.